Molecule: messenger RNA, 1238 nt
Organism: Bubalus bubalis (water buffalo)
Lineage: Eukaryota; Metazoa; Chordata; Mammalia; Artiodactyla; Bovidae
Gene: PAX4
Product: paired box 4
Exons: 10
Coding region: 1-1098 (365 amino acids)
Biological process (GO): regulation of transcription by RNA polymerase II; anatomical structure development
Molecular function (GO): RNA polymerase II cis-regulatory region sequence-specific DNA binding; DNA-binding transcription factor activity, RNA polymerase II-specific
Source: RefSeq, a predicted model, not a curated record
AUGCCGCAAGAUGGGAUCAGCAGCGUGAACCAGCUAGGGAGGCUCUUUGUGAAUGGUCGGCCCCUGCCCCUGGAUACCCGGCAACAGAUUGUGCGGCUGGCCAUCAGUGGGAUGCGGCCCUGUGACAUCUCCCGGAGCCUCAAGGUAUCUAAUGGCUGUGUGAGCAAGAUCCUAGGCCGUUACUAUCGCACAGGUCUCUUGGAGCCCAAGGGGAUUGGAGGAAGCAAGCCACGCUUGGCCACGCCGCCGGUGGUGGCGCGAAUCGCCCAGCUCAAGGGGGAGUGCCCGGCCCUCUUUGCCUGGGAGAUCCAACGCCAGCUCUGUGCAGAGGGGCUUUGCACCCAGGACAAGACUCCCAGUGUCUCCUCUAUCAACCGAGUCCUGCGGGCAUUGCAGGAGGACCAGAGACCGCCCUGGAUACAUCUCAGGUUGCCAGCUGGUUUGGGUCCAAUUCCUCGAACUCUGCCCUGUGACUCUGAGGCUCCCCGGGGUCCCCACCCAGGAACUGGCCACCGGAAUCGGACAAUCUUUUCCCCAGGCCAAGCCGAGGCGCUGGAGAAAGAAUUCCAGCGUGGGCAGUAUCCUGAUUCAGUGGCCCGUGGGAAACUGGCUGCAGCCACCUCUCUGCCCGAGGACACGGUGAGGAUCUGGUUUUCCAACCGAAGGGCCAAAUGGCGCCGACAAGAGAAGCUCAAGUGGGAUAUGCAGUUUCCAGGUGGUUCCCGGGGUCUGACUGUACCAAGUGCUUCCCCAGGAAUCUUCUCUGCACAGCAGUCCCCUGGCAGUGUGUCCAAGGCAGUCCUACCUACCCUGGAAUCCCUGGGUCCCUCCUAUCCACUGUGCUGGGGGACAGCAUCGGAGGGGUGUCUGAGUGACACCCCACCACAAGCCUGUCUCCAGUCCUGCUGGGGCUACCUGCCCCCCACAGCUGAGCUUCCUGGGCUCCAUCCUGCUUUGCCAUCCUUGCCCUUCCUUCCUCUGCCCCCAUCGCCAGUCUUGGUGCCCGUCAGGCCUUGCAUUGGCCUGGCUCCCCACUGUGAGGUCUGGGAUGAGGAAGGAGGCUCAGUGUGGAAAGGAGAUGUGGUGGGGAGGAUAUGACCCCACUGUCCAAGCAGAGAACAGCCCCUCCUCCUUCCUGUGUCUCCUCUCGUCUGUGGACCUUGCUCCUCUUGUGUGUCACCUGAGUGGAGAGGCUGUGCCCACCCACAUGUCACAUUGGCCUUACGAGGCUUCCAGUU